AUGAACUUCCGCUCGACAUCCAGGAUCGCCAUCAACCUCACCCGGGCUGCUGCACCCGCUGCGAGCCUGUCGUCAAAGUUUGUCAAGAUCGUCGAGGUCGGGCCUCGUGAUGGUCUUCAGAAUGAAAAGUCGGUCAUUCCGGCCGAGACCAAGAUCGAGUUCAUCAACCGUCUCUCCGACACUGGACUCUCCGUCGUCGAGGCCACCAGCUUUGUCUCCCCAAAGUGGGUUCCCCAGAUGGGAGACGCUAAGAAGGUGAUUACGUCGAUCAAGCACAAGGACGGCGUCAGUUAUCCUUGCCUGACCCCUAAUAUCAAGGGUUUGGAUGCCGCCAUUGAAGCGGGUGUUAAGGAGGUAGCCGUCUUCUUGGCGGCCUCGGAAUCAUUCAGCAAAAAGAACAUCAACUGCACAAUCGAGGAGAGCUUUGAGAGAGUCAAGCCAUUGAUCGCUAAGGCUAAGGAACACGGAAUCCUGGUUCGCGGAUAUGUCUCUUGCGUGGUAGGAUGUCCCUAUGAGGGCCCGAUCUCACCAAAGAAGGUGGCCGAGGUAUCAAAGAAGCUGUAUGAAAUGGGAUGCUAUGAGAUCUCAUUGGGCGAUACCAUUGGAGUUGGCACACCUGGUACCUUCCAGGACCUGCUCGAGGCGGUCUCGCAGGGUGUGCCUGUAAAGGCUCUCGCUGUUCAUUGCCACGAUACCUAUGGCCAGGCCCUCGCCAAUAUCCACUGUGCUCUUGAUAUGGGCGUUCGUGUGGUGGAUAGUUCGAUGGCAGGAUUGGGUGGAUGUCCCUAUGCGCCUGGAGCGUCUGGAAAUGUGGCGACGGAGGAUGUGGUGUACAUGUUGCAGGGCAUGCAAUACGAGACCGGAGUGGAUUUGAAGAAGGCAAUCGACACUGGAAACUGGAUCGCGGAGCGUUUGGGGAAGGCAAAUGGAUCGAAGGCUGCGAGGGCGCUCACCUUGAAAGCUCUUUCGGCCGCGGCCGCUGCUUGUCCACCCACUCCCGAAUCCCCCGUCAAGAGUAAACUGUAG
Gamsiella multidivaricata is the source of this 1026-nucleotide messenger RNA. Its product is annotated as hydroxymethylglutaryl-CoA lyase. The transcript is spliced from 5 exons. The coding region runs from base 1 to 1026 and encodes 341 amino acids. Gene Ontology annotation, molecular function: hydroxymethylglutaryl-CoA lyase activity. The record is from RefSeq and is a predicted model, not a curated record. Gene Ontology annotation, biological process: L-leucine catabolic process; ketone body biosynthetic process. Lineage: Eukaryota; Fungi; Mortierellomycota; Mortierellomycetes; Mortierellales; Mortierellaceae.